Molecule: messenger RNA, 1568 nt
Organism: Lampris incognitus (smalleye Pacific opah)
Lineage: Eukaryota; Metazoa; Chordata; Actinopteri; Lampriformes; Lampridae
Gene: ctsh
Product: cathepsin H
Exons: 12
Coding region: 153-1130 (325 amino acids)
Biological process (GO): immune response
Cellular component (GO): lysosome
Molecular function (GO): cysteine-type endopeptidase activity
Source: RefSeq, a predicted model, not a curated record
GCCGGUGUGUGUGCUGGUGUGUGUGUGUGUGUGAUCGCGGUGUGUGCUGCCCACUUUCUCGUGGUCGUUUUUGUCUUCUUCUGCCCGUUCUUCUUCAUCGUCAGCCCUUCUUCUUCUUCUUCUUCGUGGAACCGGCGUGCACAGGCUUCACCAUGAAGACCGCGCUCGUGCUGUUUUUCGCGGCGGCCACUUGUUCCGCCGCGCGUGACCGCGGCGAAGACGAGGUCCUCUUCAAGUCAUGGAUGUCGCAACACAACAAAGUGUACGAGCCGGAGGAGUAUCGCCGAAGACUCCAGAUAUUCGCGGAGAACAAGAGGAGAGUUGACAGACACAACGAGGGGAAUCACACGUUCACGAUGGGGCUGAAUCAGUUCUCUGACAUGACUUUCAGCGAAUUCAAAAGAACGUCGCUCCUCAACGAGCCGCAGAACUGUUCUGCUACAAAAGGGAACCAUGUCAGCAGCAACGGGCCAUACCCAGACUCCAUCGACUGGAGAGAGAAAGGACAUUUUGUGACAGACGUGAAGAAUCAGGGACCUUGCGGUAGUUGCUGGACAUUUUCCACCACUGGCUGUCUGGAGUCUGUUACUGCCAUCGCCACCGGGAAACUCCCACAGCUGUCGGAGCAACAGCUGGUGGACUGUGCACAGGCCUUCAACAAUCACGGCUGCAAAGGUGGUCUUCCCAGUCAAGGAUUUGAGUACAUCAAGUACAAUAAGGGGCUUAUGACGGAGGACGAUUACCCAUACACGGCUAUGGACGGCGCUUGCAAGUAUAAACCCGAAUUAGCGGCUGUUUUUGUGAAGGAAGUGGUCAACAUAACGGCGUACGAUGAAAUGGGCAUGGUGGACGCCGUCGCCAGGCGGAAUCCCGUCAGCUUUGGCUACGAGGUGACCUCUGAUUUCAUGCAUUACCGUCAGGGUGUGUACACCAGCACCACGUGUCACAACACCACUGACAAAGUGAACCACGCUGUACUGGCUGUGGGGUAUGGGGAGGAGAACAACAGGCCUUACUGGAUAGUGAAGAACUCGUGGGGAACCGGCUGGGGAAUGAAGGGAUAUUUCUUCAUCGAACGUGGGAAAAACAUGUGUGGGCUAGCCGCCUGCUCGUCUUUUCCCGUGGUGUGAACUCCUGGAAGUAACCGGCUACGAACGGGGCUGAAAACGGAGCAGGAUUCACGAUUAUUCUUUUUUUUGGGUCCUUUUUUUUUUUUUUAAGUUUAUCAAAAUUUGUAACCGUUUAUGAUGUGAUUUUACUGCAAUUGGACACGUGCCGUGUGCCGCUGUAGAAUUCGCCGCUGCAAACUUUUCGAGUCGUCGCUCCCAGUGGACCGGUGUGACCAGAGAGGUUUCAGCCUAUUAGCAGUUGUAUCGCUCAGGUUUCCUGUAUUAAAAUUCCUGAGAUUUGUAUAUCAGUGAAAUGUCACCUAGGAAGAAGUGAUCAUUCAAAUGGUUGAUGUUGCACUUAUAUAGUCUUUUUUUUUUUUUUUUUGCACCAGCUUUUCUAAAGUCCUUUAUGCAAUCAAAUUUUCUUUUCUUUUGUGUGUGUGUGUGUGUGUGUGUGUG